Messenger RNA from Protopolystoma xenopodis, 186 nucleotides. The record is from the annotation of a GenBank genome assembly. NCBI's taxonomy places the organism in Eukaryota, Metazoa, Platyhelminthes, Monogenea, Polystomatidea, Polystomatidae.
AUCACUGCCAGCCUCGUUGAGACGAUCCUUCGCCGCCUCUUUUCUCUUCAUCUGGCUGCCGAAUUCCGCCUUCGAGUCUCGCGCUGCUGUACCCAGUCAUGGGUCUUCCGAACUGAACAGAAAAAAACAGUCGCCAACUCGUUGAAAUCUUCUCGGCUCUGUCUCUCGAAUGACGAGGAGAAAUAG